AUGGAGAGAGAAAUCAGGAGUCAAAGUAUAGCCUCUCAAGAGACGAGUCGGAUGGCGUUCAUAUCGGGUCGGAUCCACAAACCCGGCCCACACAAAGAACCAUUCUCAAGCCCUAACGAGGAAGAUGGAGCCCCGUUUCAAGAUUAUGCCUAUGAAGGAGACAACGUGCCCGGCCAAACCAAAAUCGACGAUAUCGACAAUGAAGUUCUCGAAUCUAAAGAAUUCAACCGAGAAGAGGUCAAUGUACUAUCACUACAGAGCGGCGUACGACCAGACUAUACAUACAAGCCCUUCGAGUACCAUCUUAGCUCGAUAUCCCCAAAGGAAAUCAAUUUCAGCAUAAUCUCCUCUGAGAACACGCGCGUAAUUUGUUCACUUGUGAUUGCAAUCCUCGUGGUCUUGUCUCACGUCAAUCUCCCACAUAAUGUGGUCGAGUCCAAUAGCCUCAUAGCCUAUCGGCCUUUGUACGCGCUUUUGUUGACCGACAUGUUGAUAGUGGCCGCACGAUUGGCACUUUACUCGGAAGGUAAAGAGGUUGACGAUAAAGAUGCGAAAUUCGAAGGACUUGGUGGCCAUAAUGAUAACAAUAAGAAGAAAAAUAUUGGUGAUAAUAAUUGGGAUGGGGCCGUCAAGCUGCUCGAGUGGGGACUCGUUCUGCAUCAAACUGUUCGUGCUGUGUUUAUCGAUUGUAGUUUUUAUGUUGCGGUAGUCGUUUGUGGGCUUUAUAUAGUGUAAGUAUGUGUUGGUUUGUAUGUAUGGUCAACCAUUUGAUUUUGUUUUGAAGUUUGG
Striga asiatica is the source of this 789-nucleotide messenger RNA. The record is from the annotation of a GenBank genome assembly. Lineage: Eukaryota; Viridiplantae; Streptophyta; Magnoliopsida; Lamiales; Orobanchaceae.